AUGGCUUCGUUCCCUGAGACCGACUUCCAGAUCUGCCUGCUGUGCAAGGAGAUGUGCGGCUCGCCCGCGCCGCUCUCCUCCAACUCGUCCGCCUCGUCGUCGUCCUCGCAGACGUCCACGUCGUCGGGGGGCGGCGGCGGGGGCCCCGGGGCGGUGACGCGCCGCCUACACGUCCUGCCCUGCCUGCAUGCCUUCUGCCGCCCGUGCCUCGAGGCGCACCGACUGCCGGCCGCGGGCGGCGGCGCUCCGGGAGACUCGCUUAAGCUCCGUUGCCCAGUGUGCGACCAGAAGGUGGUGCUGGCCGAGGCGGCGGGCAUGGACGCGCUGCCUUCGUCCGCCUUUCUGCUCAGCAACCUGCUCGACGCUGUGGUCGCCACGGCCGACGAGCCGCCGUCCAAGAACGGGCGGGCGGGCGCCCCGGCCGGCGCGGGUGGCCACAGCAAUCACCGGCACCACGCGCACCACCACCCGCACCCGCGGGCCUCCACCUCGGCGCCGCCGCCGCUCCCGCAGGCCCCGCCGCCGCCCGCGCCCUCUCGCCCCGGGCCCGGCGGGCCGGCCGCCUCCCCGUCGGCGCUGCUGCUGCGUCGGCCACACGGCUGCAGCUCCUGCGACGAGGGCAACGCGGCCUCCUCGCGCUGCCUCGACUGCCAGGAGCACCUGUGCGACAACUGCGUCCGCGCGCACCAGCGCGUGCGCCUCACCAAGGACCACUACAUCGAGCGCGGCCCGCCGGGGCCCGCCGCCGCCAGCGCGGCGCAGCAGCUCGGCCUCGGGCCGCCCUUCCCCGGCGCGCCCUUCUCCAUCCUCUCGGUGUUCCCCGAGCGCCUGAGCUACUGCCAGCACCACGACGACGAGGUGCUGCAUCUGUACUGUGACACUUGCUCCAUGCCCAUCUGUCGGGAGUGUACUAUGGGCCGGCACCGUGGCCACAGCUUUAUCUACCUCCAGGAGGCGCUGCAGGACUUCCGGGCACUCACCAUCCAGCUGUUGGCUGAUGCUCAGCAGGGCCGUCAGGCAAUCCAGCUGAGCAUCGAGCAGGCCCAGACUAUGGCAGAACAGGUGGAGAUGAAGGCAAAGGUGGUCCAGUCAGAGGUCAAAACCGUGACUGCGAGGCAUAAGAAGGCCUUGGAGGAGCGGGAGUGCGAGCUGCUGUGGAAGGUAGAGAAAAUUCGCCAGGUGAAAGCCAAGUCUCUGUACCUGCAGGUGGAGAAGCUGCGGCAGAACCUCAACAAGCUGGAGAGCACCAUCAGUGCGGUGCAGCAGGUCCUGGAGGAGGGGCAGGCGCUGGACAUCUUGCUGGCCCGGGACCGCAUGCUGGCCCAGGUGCAGGAGCUCAAGUCCCUGCGCAGCCUCCUACAGCCCCAGGAAGAUGACCGGAUCAUGUUCACACCCCCCGACCAGGCACUGUACCUUGCCAUCAAGUCCUUUGGCUUUGUCAGCAGCGGGGCCUUUGCACCACUCACCAAGGCCACAGGUGAUGGCCUCAAGAGGGCCCUGCAGGGUAAGGUGGCCUCCUUCACUGUCAUUGGCUACGAUCAUGAUGGUGAGCCUCGCCUCUCUGGGGGCGACCUGAUGUCAGCCGUCGUCCUGGGCCCUGAUGGCAACCUGUUUGGGGCAGAGGUGAGCGACCAGCAGAAUGGGACCUACAUGGUGAGCUACCGGCCACAGGUGGAAGGCGAGCACCUGGUGUCGGUCACCAUGUGCAACCAGCACAUUGAGAACAGCCCCUUCAAGGUGGCGGUCAAGUCGGGCCGCAGCUACGUGGGCAUUGGGCUCCCUGGCCUGACCUUUGCCAGCGAGGGUGACAGCGACGGCAAACUCUGUCGCCCGUGGGGUGUGAGUGUGGACAAGGAGGGCUACAUCAUUGUCGCUGAUCGCAGCAACAACCGAAUUCAGAUCUUCAAGCCCUGUGGCACCUUCCACCACAAAUUUGGCACCCUGGGAUCCCGGCCCGGACAGUUUGACCGACCAGCCGGGGUGGCCUGUGAUGCCUCCCGCAGGAUCGUGGUGGCCGACAAGGACAAUCAUCGCAUCCAGAUCUUCACAUUUGAGGGCCAGUUCCUCCUCAAGUUCGGAGAGAAGGGAACUAAGAACGGCCAGUUCAACUACCCUUGGGAUGUGGCGGUAAAUUCUGAAGGCAAAAUCCUAGUUUCUGAUACUCGGAACCACCGGAUCCAGCUCUUUGGGCCUGAUGGCAUCUUCCUGAAUAAGUACGGCUUCGAGGGGGCUCUCUGGAAGCACUUUGACUCCCCACGGGGUGUGACCUUCAACCACGAGGGCCACCUGGUGGUCACUGAUUUCAACAACCACCGCCUUCUGGUCAUUCACCCUGACUGCCAAUCAGCACGCUUCCUGGGCUCCGAGGGCACCGGCAAUGGGCAGUUCCUGCGCCCGCAGGGGGUGGCAGUGGACCAGGAGGGGCGCAUCAUCGUGGCUGAUUCCAGGAACCACCGCGUACAGAUGUUCGAGUCCAAUGGCAGCUUCCUGUGCAAGUUUGGCGCACAAGGCAGUGGCUUUGGGCAGAUGGACCGUCCUUCUGGCAUCGCCAUUACGCCUGAUGGGAUGAUCGUCGUGGUGGACUUUGGCAACAAUCGAAUCCUCGUCUUCUAAUCACAUUUUCUAGGCUUCUGUGUUUGGGGUGUGCUUAUAUCUUUCUCUCCUUUCGAAUUGCAAAGAAGAAACAGUCUCAGGGAUUUUUUUUUUCUUUUUGCUUAUCUUUUUAAAAAGAACAAGUACGUACAACAUUGCAUAAGUCCUACCUCAUCUUUUUUUUUUUUUUUACAGAUGAAUGUACUAAUCUUUUCUGCAGGGAGUGAGCCUGUGAAGUGAUAAUUUCUAUCUACCUCAUAAAUCUUGCAUUUCUUUCUCCAGCAGGCCCUCUGCCCCAUCUCCUAUCCCAAGUACAGUUCACACGUCUCUCUUCCCCUCCCAUUGAGACACAAUAUGCAUAAAUCCUACAUCUCUGGCUGGGAGGCACUGGAUGCGUGUGAUAGGGUAUCUUCUGUAGAUUGAGCCAAGGAAACAUAUUAAAAAUAAAAAUUAAAAAAUAUAUACUGAGGAAGAAAAGAACUAUAACAUGCAGAAAUAGGAUUUAAGAUACUGAGCUGUAGAGUGUUUGUGUUCUUGAGAAUUCUAUAUUGUAUGGGGUUAGAUUAUGUCGUGUGAUCUUAUUUGGUUAAAAAAAAAUUUUUUUAAUGCUGCGACAGAAUUUCCUGAAUCCUCCUUUUGUAACUUAGUGUGUUGCUUAUCCAUCCUGUUCAGCAUCUUAUUUUUAGAUGUGGCUGUGGCUUGCUAGCCAAGAAAAGCAGAGCAUUUGUAUUGUUAGGGUAUGUUAUUAUUUUUUUUUCUUUUAAAGAGGGUGUGUGUCUGUCUCUCUAGUGCCCAGGCUGUCUUUUUUGAGUAGUAAAGAUAAAUAUGAUACACAUCCUCCUAAAGAACCUUUUCUCUUCCCUUUGGCCCUCCCCCCCUAUAGAUUUAGUUCAGGAUUUUUUAAAACUAUGUUCAAGCUUAAGUAUUGUCAAAGUUAACUGUUGGUUUUAGGGUGUUAAAUGGAGUCAAAGAUAUUUAGUCUCAUUCUCAGAACGUUUCCAGACAUAAACUGCCAUGUGGACAUGGGUGUGGGUGACAUGAGUGUUGAGGAAGUAAAGAGUGAGACAAACGAGACACCCCCCCCCCCAACCUUUGCAGAAGGAGUGAAGUUCAGUCCCCACCCCUAGACUGAAUGUUUUUCACUAAUGUUAGGCAUUUCUUUCCUUAAGAGUAGGCAAAGAAAUGGACUUUUAUUUUUAAAAGCACAAUUUUUUUUUCUCCUGCUUUGGAUGUUCAGGGAAAUAGAAUGUUUAAAAGAUGAAGUAGUAGGAGCAGCCCACCCUCACAUCCUUUGCUUGGGUCCCUUUUCCGAAUUGUUUGCUCUUGACCCAUGCGCUCAUGCUGUAAGACCUCAUGGUCACUGUGAAACCAACCUCACCCCCUCCCUAGGCCUUUGAAUGUAAAGGACCGAUAAACCAAAAUUUCUUCAAAACCCGAAAUGUAGGGCAUGGUAUCUUUUGUUAAACCUGUAUCUCGGUACCAAAGAAUGGACAUGUAAGCCAGGCUUCCACUGCAGAGCUGUGGGAUGGCAUCUGUCACUUUACAGGGUUGGUUUGUAGUAAACUGGACUUGGGUACUUGUGCUCCUGGUGGAAUGUGGGCAGAGCUAAGAUAGCCUGCUUGUCUGAACCCACAAAAGACUGCAUUUCCUACAAUUAAAAAUAAUAAUAAUAAUAAAGUAAGUUCCAGAGUGGCACAACUCAGGAAAAAGAAGGGCCCUAUAAGCAGUGACUUACAGGGGAAACCUUUCUUAAAUAGGAAAAAACUGACAUAGUUGUCUCCAUCUCUUAAGAGAAAUUCCUAUUGCAAUAUGUCCUAUUAAAUGGACAAAAUCAUUUUGUUUUUGUCAUUUCUUGAAAAAGAAAAAAAAAGAUGUUGGGGGUGGGGUAGUGUAAAAGUCAGCAAAUUGGUUCUCCCAAUCUAUCUCUUCUGGGCCUUGGCAUCUCUUCAAAGUGUACCCCUUUCUUCCUAUGGCUCUAGGCUCAGUUUUUGAGUCAUAGUCAGAAAUGAAAAGAAAAGCCCAAAUCUCAAGGAGAGCUGAUGUGAUAAAUGAUCCAGUAAUUGGGAAUUGAUCUUCACCCAGCUGCUAGUGAGCUGUUGUGUUACAGAGUGAGGAGUGGUUUAGAAAAUCUUUUCAUAUAUUUUUUUUUCUAAGCGCCUUUUUAAAAUUGAAGAGUUUAAAGUGAUCCCUUCCCCAAGUUAUAGAACUACAUUUUAUUUUGCCCCUAAACUUAAAAUGAUAAUGAGCUCAUGCCACAAAGCUUUUUUUUUUUUUUUUAACUUUGGGAUAGCAUGGUACUGAUAAUUCUCCUUCAGUAAAUCAUCCUUUAGACACCAAAGACAGCAGAUUUUAAGUGUUGGAAUAUUUUUAUUGUUAAACUAGACCUCAAAAGCUCUUUAAAAUGUUCUUGGAAACCGAAGUUGUGAAAGUAAGUUAUUUCAGAAGUUCCUACUUUGAUUAUUCAUUUUUAUUCUCUAAUUUCUCCAUGUAUAGGGGAUAUCGUGGAAUAUGAGAAAUUUUCUUGGCAAAUAAUUGGAACCAAAAUUAUCUAGUUAACACUUUCUGUUGGAUUUGAAUAUGUAGCCAGACUUUUCUUGGAUUGGAAUUGUCAGGUCUUAAUAGACUUAUCAAUUUCCAGGCUUAAAGCUGGUAGGUCCACCCAGAAAUGAGUGAGUUGGUGGGUGGUGCUUCCUCUUUGCCCUUAAUAUUGGUACCCUUCCUUAGCUUUCUGUACCUAAAAUUAUGCAUGACUGUCAUUUGAGAAACUUGUGAAGCUUUGUUUUUAAAACAUCAGCCACCUAUGGCUGACCUUAAUCGACUCUUGACCCACCUGGAUUGGUGCAAAGCACUUUGGAGUGUGUUUAUUGUACAAUGUGGAAAGUCCCAGAUCCAGAUGAGAAGAUGCAGUGUCCAGAAACGUUGUAGCGUGAGUGAUCUGUAUUUACGUGCAGAUCAGCUGCUCAUGAUGAAGUGAUGCUGGGAUGGGCAGGAGUUGGGUCAAAGAGAGUCUUUAACAUAGUAAGAAUGUAAGGUCCUGGACGCUGCAAAAUGGAGGAGGAUAAAAUAGUUGUAGUGAGCAAAUAUGACACAGAGAAUGAUCCCUGCGUGUGUCUGAUCUGGUCAGGUGGUGGGAAGGGUAGGCUGUAAGGUCAGAUUCUGUUGGUGCUGUCAAUCAGCUUUGUAUAUAUAGGAUUUGGGUAUUGAGAUGAGUAAAGGAAAUGUAAAUAAACCACAGAGAUGGUUGACACUGACCUAACCUUUCCAGAGUGUUAAUCUUCUGUUUUUAAUCAACCCUCUGUACAUGUGGUGGUGAGAGAACCUGUGCCACCUUCUGUGGCUGGCAGGCAGCAGUGAGUUGGCCGGAGCCCAGUGGCUAGAUAGUACCUCAAGUUCAUCAAGUCUUUGAUGGAUGCCCUUCCUUGUAAGUCUGACUUAUUGGGGGAGAAAAACAUAAGGGUACCAUAAAACAGAACCUAAAUUAUGUGUUGGGCCAAAAAAGUUGCCAGACUCCAGGCACUUUGUGACGGAGUUCGAAGAGAAUAACUUGAGAUUUGGCUCAGUCUGUUAUACUCUAGUUAAGCCAAAGGUUGCUUAUUUGAGUGGGGGUUGGGGGGUUCUUUUUGGACUUGAAAUGGCAGAAUACAGUUGGUGUAUAUGUCAUCUUCCUCUUUGGAAGAUUCUGAGAUUGCUGUGUUCUGGUAGAUAAUAGUCAAAGAUAAUGCCAAAGUUAUAACUUGUUUUUCUUUAAAAAAAAAAAAAAAAAUCGGUGGUGCCAAAAAGCAUUUAGGGUAUUUAUUUAAAACAUCACUCUUAACGGAGUUUCCAACAGUCUGGGGCUGUAUAAAAGUCAAAAACUGUUGUACUUGCGUGUGAUAAUUAUUAUAUAGCUAGGACCUCUGGAGGCUCUUCAGCUUCCUCUGGCUUCGCAGGCCAGAGACACAGGAUACACAUACCACACUGUCUGCUUUUGUUUGUUUUUCUACCUCACUUUUGGUAAAAGUCACCUACCUCAUGCUACUAGCACCUGGCAGGUCUCUGAAGAGUAUUAAUCCAUGGGGGAGCCAGGUGGGAGUGGGAACUGCCUCUAGAAGGAAAAGUCUAACUCCAGAACUGAUUUCUCCAAGGAGAAGCCUGUGAUUGACUUUCACAAAGAAACUUUGAAACCAAAUAAUCCUGUACUCAGGCACAUGAGUGGAAGACUCAAGUGGUAGACCAAUUUGGCUUUUUUCCCCCCCACUUUCCCACCAGGAAUUAAGCAUACCAGCCUUGUGGUGCUCAGUGUUAUAAAACUACUGGCUCAUGUGACAUUUGAGGACUUAUUGCAAGUAAAGACCUUUAGGUCUUUUUCUCUUCAAGAGAAAAAUGUUUUAUCUGUCUUUUGAAUGUCUGCAAAUGUACACCCCUUUUGGAAGCAAUUCCAUUGGGCCUAGUUAUUGGAAACAUCAAAUAUUGGGAGGGAAUGAGAAUCCUUUAGACUGUGUGAUUGUAUUUGUGGCUGUCCUGGACCCAGUGUGAGGUUCAUCCCACAAUGCAUAACAAUCACAGUUUUUUUUUGCUGAGCAGUGACUGGUGAAACGUAUGUUGCUCUUUUGUGUUUAAUUUCUUUUUCUACCAAAGGUAACAUGUAACAUGUUGAAGGGCUUGUUCUUCCCCAUUCUUGUUUAUUAAAUACUUGAUAAAAUUGAGAAGCACAUUACCGUGAUAUAUUGUAUUGCCUCUCUUCUUUCUAUAGAGCAUUUUGUUUUGGUUCCGGGAGAGGGGCCUAAGACCACUGUAGUUAUAGUGAAUUGGAUAGAAAAGGCCAUGGUAAAGAAAUACCUCAGUGAUAACUCUUUUUAAAAUUGAUCUUACGGGUUAACAAACCAGCCUGGUGGGAUAUUUUCCAUCGUCACUUAACCAGUAAUGGUUCUAAAAGUUUUGUGUACCCACAUGGUCUUAGACCUCCUUUUAAUGAUUGUAUUAACUUGCAAGCUCAGGUAGUAUUUUUCUUAAGGCUCUGUGGAAGAGCACACUGACUGAAUGUUAACAUGUGUAGCUAAGUGUUUACUUUAACCAGUUCUUUGUGUUUCUAGCAGUCUAUAGUUAACUUCAGAGGAAGUUUUCAUAUUUUCUGGGGUCUCAUGUUCUUAGGGUGUGGUGAUUUCUUUUUUUUCCCCUAAAAUCAAUGCAGAUGACUAGGUGGGUGGGUAAGGGAUGUUGUUUUUAAUUAGCAGUGGUAGGUGUACUUGGGUGGGUGGGAGUUUUGUUUUUUUUGAAACUUGGAUAUUACUGUCCAUUAGCUGUCAUGCCUGGUCAGCAAAGUGCUUUUUUUUUCAAGUGUAGGACACACUACUCAAUUGAGUUUUUGUUUUGAGAAGGUGGUAAUUACAGAAUUGGGGGUUUAUAGGCAUUUCAUGUUGCUUCAUGUUAGAAUGACUUAUGCCUCUUUUUAAUUUUUUAAUCUUUUGGUCUGUCCAAAGUGGCCAUGGAAACCAUGCCUUAAACCUGUCACCAGGCUCGCUGACUGCCUAUUGGCACAUUUAAAAUUUAACAUUGCAGUGGUGGUACAGAGCCCACCAAAUAAGUGUGGGGAGUGAAAAAUCAAGGGUUUUCUUUCCCUAAACCUUCCAAGUGGGGUUUUGUUUGGAGUGGAUGGUUUUUGUUUUUUGUUUCUUCUUUAUAUAUAUAUAUUUUUUUAGAUUCUAAAUGUUAUACUGUAGGCCGCAGGCAUGACAGGCAAUGAGCAGGUGAAGAACCAACGGAAAAGUGUUCAAAAACUCCUGUGUUAAUGAACAGGCUUCUGAAUGUAUCACUGUGGUCCACAGAGAAGGCUGGAGAAGGUAGCAAGGAGAUGCUGUAUCAGCUACUACAGCCUAAAAAUAAAGUUGGUGUCUCUUUGGACUUUAAAAUUGUUCCUAUGCAGCUUAUUUUAUUUUUGUUUAAUCAAAUAAACAAGAGGGUUUUUUUUUUUUCCAUGGAAAUCUGUUGUCUGUGUGGUCCUUUAAUGCAGGAUAAGCAUGCAUGCACUGCACACCAGGGUCAGGGGGAAUUAACUA
Molecule: messenger RNA, 8627 nt
Organism: Erinaceus europaeus (western European hedgehog)
Lineage: Eukaryota; Metazoa; Chordata; Mammalia; Eulipotyphla; Erinaceidae
Gene: TRIM71
Product: tripartite motif containing 71
Exons: 4
Coding region: 1-2613 (870 amino acids)
Biological process (GO): protein polyubiquitination; proteasome-mediated ubiquitin-dependent protein catabolic process
Molecular function (GO): ubiquitin protein ligase activity; protein binding; zinc ion binding
Source: RefSeq, a predicted model, not a curated record